AUGGAGGUGACUCGUUACCAGUUCUCUAGGUCAGCCAGCAAUUCUGAGGAAAGGGUCCUCGCUCACUAUAGCGAAGUGUCGUUAUUUCUGGAAGGGCGGCCAGAUUUUCCAGAAGAACUCCGAGGUGCCAAGAAGGGGAUGCUGUAUCUCACUCAGUACAAAAUAAUAUUUCAGCAUAAAGAUAAGGGAUCGACCAUCAUCCGUUUUCCACUGCAGCUGUUGGGAGAUUGCGCUCUAGAGGAGGAGCCGGAUGCCAAGCCCCAACAUAUCAAAGGAACGCUGAUUUCCAUCCAGGGGGUUCUUGCAUUCAGAUUCACUUUCCAAUAUGGAGCUUCUGAUUGCCUAAACAUGAUCAAAGAUCUGGCAGAUGCAGAGGUUUUGAAAGAGGCUACAAAUCUCCAAGAAUACCCUACUGCUUCCAUCUAUACCUACUCCCACCCUGCUGCACCACAGACAACUCGUUCUCUCAACAUGUUACCACUGUGGCCUCCCCCUUACCCUGGCCCACCAGAGCUCCCCCCUCCCUAUUCUGAAGUGGAAGCAGACUCUCCAGGAAGGAGCAGGAGGCCAGAGAUCCAAGAAACCUGUUGCCAUUGCAGAGGACGAAUGAUCCAGAAUCCAGUGAACAGGCUGGACUAA
Molecule: messenger RNA, 639 nt
Organism: Candoia aspera
Lineage: Eukaryota; Metazoa; Chordata; Lepidosauria; Squamata; Candoiidae
Product: WW domain-binding protein 2-like
Exons: 7
Coding region: 1-639 (212 amino acids)
Source: RefSeq, a predicted model, not a curated record